This is a messenger RNA of Darwinula stevensoni, 785 nucleotides long. The record is from the annotation of a GenBank genome assembly. Lineage: Eukaryota; Metazoa; Arthropoda; Ostracoda; Podocopida; Darwinulidae.
AGUGGGUGGAAUCGAAGGUGCUCAUUCUGUUUCUUCCUUUCGAGAGUCCGUGGCCUGCCUGGUCAACGUGAAUCAUGGGAAGGGUCAUUCGGGCCCAGAGAAAGGGACGUGGGAGCGUAUUCCGCUCUCACAAUAAGCAUCGCAAAGGUUGCCCUAAACUGAGAGCGAUCGAUUACGCUGAAAGACAUGGGUACAUCAAAGGCAUAGUUAAGGAAAUUCUCCAUGAUCCUGGGAGAGGAGCUCCGUUGGCUCGCAUCACUUUCAGAGAUCCGUAUAGAUACAAGCUGAGGAAGCAGCUCAUGAUUGCUGCCGAAGGGAUGUACACCGGCCAGUUCAUUUAUUGUGGCAAAAAGGCUGCACUGCAGAUCGGGAAUGUCCUUCCAGUUGGUACAAUGCCAGAAGGAACAAUUGUUUGUAACCUGGAGGAAAAAUCGGGAGACCGUGGGCGCUUGGCAAGAGCAUCUGGGAACUAUGCUACCAUCGUGUCCCAUAACCCAGAUGCCAAAAAAACACGUGUCAAGCUCCCUUCUGGGGCCAAGAAAGUCAUUCCCUCAAACAAUCGCGCCAUGGUUGGGAUCGUGGCUGGAGGAGGACGCGUGGACAAGCCGCUGCUAAAGGCAGGCAGGGCUUACCACAAGUAUAAGGCAAAGCGAAACUGCUGGCCCAUUGUGAGGGGUGUGGCCAUGAACCCAGUGGAGCAUCCUCAUGGUGGUGGUAAUCAUCAACACAUCGGAAAGGCCUCCACUGUUGCUCGUGGAAAGUCUGCCGGACGCAAGGUCUGUUGA